UUUUUUGCCUCAGAAAUUUUAAUUUUAGGCACCUUUAUUACUGAAUGGACCGAUGGAGCUGAAUUAUCCAAGCAAAUGUUUUGCAGCCCAUCGAAAACCCAAGAGCUGGUUGAAAAACUCGUUCAGUUGGCGGCUGUGAAUAGGUUCGAUGGGUGGCUGAUCAACAUCGAAAAUGAGAUCGACGCUGUGUAUAUGGAGAACCUGGUGUACUUUCUGCAAGAGCUAACGCGUCUUUGCAAGGAAACCAUAGGAACCCAUAGCCUAGUGAUCAUGUAUGACAGCAUCAUCAGCAGUGGAAAGUUGGAGUGGCAGAAUGAACUCAAUGCAAGCAACAAAAUUUUUUUCGACAGUUGUGACGGAAUUUUUCUCAAUUACUGUUGGGAUGACGACAACCUCGAAAAAAGUGCCAAGACGGCUGGUGAACGAAAGUCUGACGUGUUUGUGGGAAUCGACGUGUUUGGUCGCAAGACGAAGCAUGGUCCCGGUUUUGAGACAAAGCCUGCCCUUGAAACUGUUCGUCAACGUCAACUUUCUACCGCCCUCUUCGCCGUUGGAUGGACUUAUGAAAGGCUUUCUUUUGAGGAUUUCGAGUAUAGCGAGCAAAGGUAA
Soboliphyme baturini is the source of this 609-nucleotide messenger RNA. The record is from the annotation of a GenBank genome assembly. Lineage: Eukaryota; Metazoa; Nematoda; Enoplea; Dioctophymatida; Soboliphymatidae.